This is a messenger RNA of Diaporthe amygdali, 2697 nucleotides long. RefSeq lists its product as uncharacterized. The transcript has a single exon. The coding region runs from base 1 to 2697 and encodes 898 amino acids. The record is from RefSeq and is a predicted model, not a curated record. NCBI's taxonomy places the organism in Eukaryota, Fungi, Ascomycota, Sordariomycetes, Diaporthales, Diaporthaceae.
AUGGGGUUCUCUAACCCCCUCCGCUCGCGGCACGGCCAUGGGCCUCAACUACCCGUUUACGAGAAGGUCCCCAAAGAUCAAUUGUCCUCUCAGGAGGACUAUGAUUCCGAAAUCACAGACGACGAGCGCGAAGACGACUCUUCGGCCGCAUCCUCGCCCAGUCGAGACUCAAGACGGACAACCUCCUCCCUGUCCUCGAAAACAAACAUGAUCAAGCGAAAACUCACCGUCAAUGCCACCCUGGCACCACCAACAACCGCAGCCACCAUACUGAGUCCUAUUGCCUCCAGACGAACCACCUUCACCCUCUCGCGCCGCGGUACCGGCUGGAAACUCUACCGACUCCCUCACAAGAUUACACGCCUGCUCUGCCUCGGCCUCUUGGUAGGCAUAAUAUUGUUCAUCUCUGCACUGUACCAUGCAGGCAUAUCAGAAAACCGGAGGAUAAUGAAGGGUGAAUUUCCGCCACGACCACCCGGCCCAAAUACUUGGGAAUCCUUCAACUUUCUCACACGGUAUUAUGGAGGUAUAAGAACGCUAGUACCUUUCCAGGACAACGUGCCUCAAUACCCGCGACUCGUCGAUGAGAUGCCCUUCAAUGGCACGGACGAGGCUGGGCCGGCGUUCUACACGGGCGCGCGUGAGCCUGUUGAGAGCUCCGCCGUACCUCCGAGCAAGGCAUUUGCGUCCGAGUAUAAGAAAUCGGUUUUCGCCAAAGCUGGCGCGGUGAAUGAGUGUUUCCUGGAUAGCGAACAGACUAUUAAAGUCCCGCAUAUUCGGUACUACGAUGGGCGUCCUGCCGGGUUCCCUCAAAACGUGCUAGGUUCCUACGAGCUCCUGGAUCUUCCCGAAGAUAUUUGCUUCGACCGCCAUGGCAGGCUCAGCCCGUAUGGAUUUGGAUAUUCGGUCCGUUCUGGUGGUCUAGGUAUUGGCGAGCACGGAGACAAGGAUGGGGCGCAACUGGUAUGGAAAGAUCGUCAGCAAAUUGACUGGCGCAACACCGACUGGGCUGAUGUGCAGCGUCGGUGCUAUCAGUCCAACGCAGAGCUCUAUAAGCCACUCACCCGCAGACACCACCCUCCUCGUGGGUUCUAUAUCAACGAGAAGCUCGCCAACGAGACCCUAUUCAAGAGAGAUGAAGGUAUUCCACAGAUCGGGGAGGCACAGGUACCUGGCUCAGUUGCGGACGUCGCCAGGCCUCCAGCGGAAUUAAAGGAGGGAACCAAAGGCAAGACUACCGGCGAGGCAACUGACAAGGCAGCUCAGAAGCCAGUCGAUGGCUUGCCCCGGACAGCUAUCGUCAUCCGUUGUUGGGAUGAGUAUCCGUGGAGAGAGGAGGAUGUCCUGUAUAUGAGGACUAUCAUCACCGAGCUGUCUCUUGCGUCUGGCGGACGUUACGACGUCCACCUGCUUGUCCAAGUUAAGAACGAUGCAGCAUACCCUAUUUGGGCCGCCGACGAAGUUUACCAGCAGAGGAUCAAAGACACGGUUCCUAAAGAGCUGCAGAGCAUGGUCACUCUUUGGACUGAAACGCAGAUGCUUUCUCUCUAUCAAGGUAUCCAUGACCUGUGGACUCGAGGGAUGGACUUGCCUGUUCACGGAGUGUAUCGCGGUUUGCAAAUGGCCAUGCAGUACUUCGCAUACAACCACCCAGAGUAUGACUACUUCUGGCAAUGGGAAAUGGACAUACGGUAUACCGGCCACUACCUCGAUCUGUUCACAAAGAUGGAGCAGUGGGCUGUACAGCAGCCGAGGAAAGGUCUCUGGGAGCGAAACGGUCGCUUUUACCUACCAGCGGAGCACGGCACCUGGGAAGACUUCAAGCAGAUGGCGCGUGUGCAAUCCGAGAUGGGAACACCCGGUGCCGACAACAUGUGGAAUGGUCUGGGUGGCAAGCCGAAGCCACUUGAAUACUCGCGCGGAGAGAAGGUCAUCUGGGGCCCAGUCCGCCCUGUCGACGAUAAAGAUUGGUUCGAGCCCGAAAAUGAUCCAGUCCCGCCACGAGCGUACGAGCACGACAAGUACCAGUGGGGCGUUGGUGAAGAACCCGACCUGAUCACACUGAACCCCAUGUUUGAUCCAGAGGGUACGACUUGGCUGCUGGCUGACGAUAUCACCGGCUAUAACGAGUCCGAGGGUAUCGGCAAGCCUCCCCGUCGCGCCCAGAUCAUCACGGCUUCGCGAAUGUCCCGCCGGAUGCUCAUGACCAUGCACCGCGAGACGGCGUUCAAGAAACACCAUGCGUUUCCUGAGAUGUGGCCGGCAACGGUAGCCCUGCAGCACGGAUACAAAGCGGUUUAUGUCCCGCACCCGCUGUAUGUCGAUCGCGAGUGGCCCACUCAGUACAUGGCUCGAGUUUACAACGGCGGCAAGAACGGCGGUACGGGUGGCGCGAGGACGUCGGUAUUCGGCCAGAGAGAACACAACCUCCAGGGUCUGUCAUGGUUCUACAACUCAGGCUUCGCACCGAACCUUUACCGUCGAUGGUUGGGGGUGAAGGUCAACAAUGACGGCGGCGAGGAGUUCGAGCAGGUGAGGGAUAUGAGCAAGGAUGAGAGCACGGUCGGCCUGAUGCGCGGCGGCGAGGGGCGCAUGUGCCUACCACCAAUGUUGCUGCAUCCCAUUAAAGGGGUUGAACUGCCUGUUGAGCAGGACCCGGUUAAAGAGGAAGUCGUUGAGUCAGACCCAGCCGCAUAA